Rhipicephalus microplus (southern cattle tick) is the source of this 5849-nucleotide messenger RNA. RefSeq names its product low-density lipoprotein receptor-related protein 2. Lineage: Eukaryota; Metazoa; Arthropoda; Arachnida; Ixodida; Ixodidae. The record is from RefSeq and is a predicted model, not a curated record.
GCUCCUUCGCCGGUGCACCCUGUGGGUGCACGACAUCGUCUGCCGAUUUUCUCACAGCGCAGCUCGCAGCAUACCCUGCCACCAGUUUGCCGCUUAUAAAUGCGGCUCAUCGCCGCAUUGGAACUAUUAUGACGAUACAUGCGCUGCAGUGCUUGUCCGAAGCGUUUGAAGUCCACCUCACCGCUUUUGGCUCCUUCGUUUCUUAACCUCUGACAUGCCCUUCGGAUCCUUCAUCGGUCGUCUACUCCUGUCUUUAUUUGCUUUCGCAGUUGUCGUUACGGAAUUUCUUCAGGCCAAUAAUGGUGAAUCUCCGUGUCAUGAAUGGGGACGCUGCGCUCAAACAUGCAUCCAGAAUUGGAAAGAUCGGUCUCUUGUUGAAUGUGGUUGUGUUGAAGGCUUUCGCCUCGACUCCAAUAACUUCUCCUGUCUUCCAGUUGAUCCAUUAGUGUCAUAUCUUUUGAUAACCACCAGUGCUGGUAUUCAGCAAUCAUUUGUGGAAUCGAAGGGCGAGAGCCACUUCUUGUACAGUAGCAACACUCUUGCUGUGGCUGUGGAUUUCCUUUUGAAUGGCCCUAACACAACAGUAUUCUGGAGUGACAUAAACACGGAUACGAUCAACGCAGGGGAAAUCGUGGAAGGAAGACUGAAAGAUGUGCGCUCCGUCGUGACGGGUGGUCUGGAGUCAGUGGAGGGCCUGGCCGUGGACUGGAUUGCGUGCAAUCUCUACUGGGUGGAGAGCAGGCACCAAGAAAUAGAGGUUUCGAGGUGUGAUGGUUCCAUGCGGGCAUCCGUAGUGGGCGAUGUCCGCCGCCCUAGAGCCUUGGCGCUGGAUCCGCGAGUAGGGUUCCUCUUUUGGACUGACUGGGAUAAUGAAAACCCACGAAUUGAGCGAAGCUACCUGGAUGGCAGCUCAAGAAAGGUGAUAGUUAAUGUGGGCGAGUACAGUAACCUGCCAGAAUCUUUGCCCAAUGGAAUUACGCUGGAUUAUGCGGUCAAUAGAGUCUAUUGGAUUGAUGCUGGGUCUGGCUCAAUCCACACUGUUAAAUAUGAUGGGACAGACCAUAAAAAAAUACUUCACUUGUCAACAUUUUCCAAGCCUUUUUCAAUGGAUGUGUUUGGUGAUUACUUUUAUUGGACAGACCUUGCAUUUUCUAGUAUAUAUAAGGCACAUCGGUUUUCAUUGAACGCAUCUCAGAAGGUGGUUCUCCAUUCCAGUAGUACACUCUAUCAGGCUGCUAUUGUUCAUCCUUCUAGACAUCCCACGUACAACACAACAAAUUAUUGUGCCAAUAACAAUGGCUUCUGCAGUCAUCUGUGUGUUAUGGGAGAUGAUCGGCCUUUGUGUAUGUGUCCAUAUGGCCUGCAACUUAGCUCCGACAAGCGGACUUGCAAAGAUCAUGAACCACUGGUUCUUUAUCAAACAAAGGAGACAAAUAUUGUCUAUUUUGCCUACACAGAGGAUCCGUUUCGGUGGAUUUAUCCUCCUGUGAAGCUACACGUCACUGCUUUUGCCUUAACCUUCGAUAGCCGAAAUGAAGUUUUGUACUGGAUUGAAGGGAGAACGAUAAAAAGACACAUGCUCAAGACCUACACUACUGAAAUAUUUGCAAAAUUUGGGUCCUUGGUGAAGUUGACUGCACUAUCGAUCGACUGCUUAUCUGGCAACCUGUACAUAGGAAACUCUGUGCAGCUCAACAGCGAAAUUCGCAGCCAGAUCUCUGUGUGUUCAACAGGCGGACGGUACUGCAGCAAUCUCAUCUGGGAUUCUGUGCGACAUGUCAGUGAUCUUGCAGUGGAUGCUGUGAACAGACUUGUUUUGUGGAUGGAGCGAGAGCGUGCAGCAGCUGACCAAGAUUUAAUGACAGUUAAAGCUGCACACCUGAAUGGCUCCAUUACACGGAUGUUGCACACAUGGACCUGUCCCAGAAAUGCUGCAAUGAAAGGUUUUGACGUGAAUCCUUUGCGAAAGGAAGUGUGCUGGAGUGAUUCAAAUAGAGGUGCCAUUAUGUGCGUCGGCUACAGCACUACAGCCAAUUUUUCUGAAAUGGUCCUGGCCAGUGGUGGCAGUCAAAGCCACUUGCUAUUUAUGGCUGACAAGGAGAGAUUUUUUUACAGUCCUGGAAAUGGUAGCUUGUACUGGGUCACCUAUGGCUCCCGUGAUGCACCACACCUAGUUUGGAAUGGUACAGAGCCUCUGGCCUAUUUGAAGCAUUCUAGUCCUGAUGUCUUUCUUGAACAUUGGACCUCAAGACACCCAUGCCAGCAGUUGUUGGUGCCUUGCAAAGGAAUAUGCCUCCCGGAAGAAAAUGGCCACAGAUGCUUGCCUGUUGGAGGUUCAGACACUCUUUUGGUGUUUCUCCAGAAUCAUAGGACUGUUGUUUACUCUGUUGGAUCAGAUCCUACUGUGCCACCGCUUCUCUUGCAAGCAGAAUUCAGCGAGAUGCCCCUAGAUUCAAUUCACGUUCUUUCUGCUGAAGAAGCAGUAGUGUUCUCAAGCCGUGAACGAUUGUAUCGGGCCCGCAUUGAUGGUUAUAAUGUUACUCCUGUGGCAACAUUGAACAACACCAGAGUCACUGCACUAGCUGCUGAUGCAUUCUCAGGUCUUUUGUAUAGAGCUGUGCUUAUUAGUCGUGGUGCCCGGAUUGAAUCUUUCUUCCUGAAUGGAACUGGUGUCACUGUACUGGUGGAUACUGACCUUCACAGGGUCAAUGCUUUAGUAAUACACCCUUCUAGAAAACUUCUGUUCUGGAGUAAUGCAGGUGAAUGGCCACGUAUUGAACGCUUUGAUUUAGAGACAAAGGAGCGACAAAUCAUCGUUCAGGAACAGUUGUUUCAAGUGUCUGAUCUGACAUUGGACUUGAAGCAUGAUCUACUGUACUGGUGCGAUCUGGGCACAGCUCGCAUUGAGCAAGCACGGCUGGAUGGCACUGGACGCACAAGAAUAGGCCUCAACAAGGGCCCCAAUCGCCACUAUUCCCCAGUUUCUGUGGCGGUCUUCCAGUCUGUGCUUUUUUGGAUUGAUAGCACCUACUCGGGUGGCUCUUUGGUAAUGUUUGUCAAAAACCGGCAUCCUCAGACGUCAACAUGGAGUCGGUUUCUUGGUCCAAAUAUGUCUCAUCUGCAACUUUACAACAAGCACAUGUUCCCAUAUGUAAAUCAGUCAAAGGAUAUGUACAGCCCUAACCUGAACCUUAUGUCAUGCCGUGGCUUCUGCUACAAUGGUGGGACCUGUUCAGCUAUUGAUAAUGGAACUGGUGGACCCACUUGCCAGUGUACUGCCAAUUUUACAGGGCCAAGGUGCCAGUUCUAUGCAGCAUACAUCUACAAUCCACCUUUCUCUGAUGAGGAACCAGCUGAUGUGAAGAUCAUAAUGAUUCCAGUGGUGGUGCUACUUUCUGCAUUCCUGCUGAUGCUGGUGGUUGCUUGGGCGAAAAGGAGGCAUGCUUGGCAGUCCGCUGCAGUCUCUCUCUCUUCUGAAGAGGCCAAUCCAGCCUUAGCUGCACGUAUGAUUGACAGCCAGUAUGAAACUUCUUUCUCUGAUAAUGUGAGCUGGAAUGUUGUUGAUGGGGACUAACUUGGCUUUUGAAGACACAGAGCUAACUCCUGGAAACGGCAACGUGCUCUAUGGCCUUGCAUCAUUUCCCCGAAUGCCCUUGGCAACAAUUUUAAAGGGAAGGUGGCAACAUCCAGUGUGAUCAUCCUCAUUUCUAUUGUGUUGUAGCAUCAAAGUUUCUGGGCUGCAGCUUUUGGACUGCCAUUGCAUUUCUAAAAGCUUAAAUGGCCAGUUCUUUCUUCAGUGCAUCAUUCAGUAUGAUUGCUACAUUUAUUUGCCAUUUUUUUGCUGCUCUUUUACAAGAAUGACUGAGUCACAUAUAAACAAGGUACAUGAAAACAAUAUCGAAGGUUUUUAUUUUUUAAUCUUAAAUAUGAGCAAGGAGUUUGACACGAGUAACUGUCAGUAUGAACGUGUCACUUCUUUUGCUUUUUUUUUCUGGCUGCAGCAUGAUGAGGGUAAAGGUCAGUAAAACCAAAUUGGAGGUUGCAAUGUGAUUAUUUUAUAAUUCAACACAUCUGUUACUAGCUGCUACUACUAAAAGAGAGGUGCAACAAGGCAAGUAUUCUAUAACACAGUAUGCAGAAGCGAAGUCAAGUUCGGGUGCGAAGCUUCUUUUUCUAGUGGUAGAGAAAGGUCAUGUUCACAUUGACUUAAGGCAACCACCAGAACAAGGCAAGCUUGUUGCUAAUGUUCCCCCACUUGAGAAGGUAAUAGUUAUAGGGAGACUAAGCAGUGACCAUCAUUAAUUGCCCUGUUGUGUCAACACUGGUCACUUUUUUUUAGCCUGUUCACACUGCAUUUGAUAUGAACCAGGAUUGUUUGCCUUAUGCACUGGUACUGUGCCGCCUGAGGCAAGAUGAAGAUGACAUUAAUAUUCAGUUCUGAAUCAGAUUUGCCUGUUGGUGGCAUGUGUAAGCUGUACACUUUGGAUGUUAAAACUUUCCUUAUAACACAAGCACUUGUUUAUUGCACAGCAACACAUUUCAGUUUUAUAGCUUGUAUUCUUAAGAAAAGCUUGGCAUUUUUUAAUUUGAUGGAAUGAAGUGCCUGUAACAAUGUGUACAUUGAUUGUGUGGACACAUGCACACUUUUCAGAGUGUAGAAGAUGCACAUAAUUGCUCCUACCUUACUUGUACCGAUUGAGAUCUCACCCUUGUUCGACGGCUUCAAGCAUAAGGCACAAGAAUAUUCAUAUUCUGCAUUCUGAAAACGAGCGGUUGUCUAUAGAUGGAGCAGCUAGUCACAGAUGAUGUACAACAUUAUUGUUGCGUACUUAAACUUCUCUGUUGCAUAGAAUAUAUUUUAGUUGAAAGGAUGGCCAAAGCUAAGAACUUUAUGUACCGAACUGUCCAAUGGAAAGUCCAAAUUGUGUGCUUGCUUCAGUUCAUACUGCAAAAACUUAUGCACGAUGUCCAAGAUUAUCCAUAUAAGCUUUCUUUAUACAUGACGGUAAUAAAACAGUAAUAAGCUGUUAUACACGAUUGCCUGUAUAAAGAAAUUUCAUGUAGUGCUAGAGUUGAAAAAUUGUGUUGGUCACCCGUGUGCACAGUUGCAAUUUUAUUUCUUUUAGUGCAUAUACUAAAGCACCCAUUAUUAUUGUUUAAAUAAUGUUUAUUUGCAGUUAAUUAGACAUUUGUGGCAAGUCAUGAAUGCAAGCAGUGAUUCAGGGUCUGUUACUAAGUUAAUUUCUGCUCAUGUGAUGUGCAAAGUGAAACAUUGUGUGUGUGUUCGACGUAGUUGAAGCAGCAUGGCCAUUUUUUAGUGUGUCCGAAAUCAAGAAAGCGAAAAAAAAAAAAACGAGAGUGCAAUGUUUGUCAUGACCAGCAAGAAUCUGCAUUACUUUCUGAAUUGGUGCAGCAAAAAAGAUAAACUGUGGUGUCUCUACAGUGUGUGAGAAAUGAGGGCAUUAAUUCUGCCAUGAAUCUACUACCUGAUAUUUAUUAUUUACCAGCUUAUGCUAUUCAAUGUGUAUGAUCAUUUUUGAGCGAUUCAAGCCCUGACAAAGGCGAACACUCAUUCCAAGAAAGAAUAGUGGAUUUUGUGCUUUUGUCAGGCCUUGACCACUUGCAUUUUAAUGAGCUCUCAUUUUUGUAGAUCUGUUGUAUACAAAAUAGUUUUCCUCUGGUAUCUUGUUAUAGUCCUGCAUCCCUGGCCCCGCCUUUUCAGUUCCAAAACGUUGUAGAUAUGUCUAAUCAGUGCUUUUUUUGUUACAGCUACUGUACUGGGAGAUUUAUUGAAUAGCUUGUUGUGAAAUUUCAAAUUAUUUCUGCAGAAAUAUACCCUCCACAGAAAA